Messenger RNA from Tachysurus fulvidraco (yellow catfish), 1978 nucleotides. It is a transcript of the gene aamp, whose product is annotated as angio-associated, migratory cell protein. The record is from RefSeq and is a predicted model, not a curated record. Gene Ontology annotation, cellular component: cytosol. The coding region runs from base 424 to 1665 and encodes 413 amino acids. NCBI's taxonomy places the organism in Eukaryota, Metazoa, Chordata, Actinopteri, Siluriformes, Bagridae. Gene Ontology annotation, molecular function: protein binding. The transcript has 11 exons.
AGGAAUUACAAGUUGUAACCUUAAAUAAAAAACAAAACAAAAAAAAAACAUUAGGUUCCUGUGUAAGGCCGUACUCCAAAUGACAACUUUGUGUACGAAAGUGUACGAAAGCAAUAGGGUCUGUGUCCUAUCUAGUGCACUUUGUAUUGUAAGUGGUUUGGUUUCAGACAGCUUCUGAAACGUGACGUCACCGCUGCGUCUCGCUAAUCCAGCUAGCGUGAAUUUGGGCACCGGAAUUUUGACCACAAAAUUAUACUUCGUGAUUUUUUAUACAUAGUAUUACUUAAAUUUAGUCAAAUUAGGACGUGUUGUGGAGUAUUUAGCUUAAAGAGACGCUUUUAUCCACCGCUGACUGGUGUUUGAGUGUCACAGCAAAGGCCGCUAAAGCUGAGCUAAGUUUAAUUGGGCAACAUCGCACGUGCCAUGGAGAAUUGUGAAGAAGAUACCGUGCAACUUCAUGGCGAUGAAGAAAUCAUCGAAGUUAUUGAGUUGAAUGACACAGAACAGACACCAGCAGAUGGACUUGUGGAGGAACUGGAAGAUGUGGAUUUCACUGAUGCUGAAGGAAAUGCAGAUGAUGAAGGCUGGGAGACCGAGGAUGAGAUGGAGGCAGAGCAGGAUGACAGCGACCUGACGUUCAUCAAACACACCGGUUCUGUAUUCUGUAUCAGUUUGGACCCAGUAUCAAACAACCUUGCCAUUACCGGUGGUGAGGAUGACAAAGCUUAUUUAUGGAAUGUCAUUGAUGGGCAAGUGUUGUUUGAGUGCACAGGCCAUAAGGACUCUGUUACAUGUGCAACAUUUAGCCAUGACUCAAAGCUGGUGGCAACCGGAGACAUGAGUGGACUGAUUAAAGUGUGGAAGAUUGAUGCCAAAGAGGAGAUCUGGUCUUUUGAAGUUGGAGAUCUUGAGUGGCUGCAGUGGCAUCCCUGUGCGCCAGUGUUGCUUGCAGGUGCUGCUGAUGGCAAUAUGUGGAUGUGGAAGAUUCCAAGUGGAGAAUGUAAGACCUUCCAGGGACCCAACUGUCAGGCAACAAGUGGAAAAAUCCUUCCUGAUGGAAAAAAAGCAAUGGUGGGUUAUGAGGAUGGGACCCUGCGUCUGUGGGACCUUAAGCAAGGAAAUACAAUCCAUGUUGUUAAAGGUCAUGAUGGCCACCAGGGGCCACUGACAUCCAUGGAGUGCAACAAGGAUGGAUCUCUUGUUCUCACAGGAUCAACCGAUGGACAGGCUAAACUCAUUAAUACAUCAACAGGCAAGGUACUGGGUUCAUUCUCAGUUGGGAACAGUGAGGAAAAAAACAUGGAGGAUUCCAUCUCAGUGGAGUCUGUAGGAUUUUGUAAUGUGCUGCCCCUGAUUGCUGUGGCAUAUCUGGAUGGGACUCUGGCCAUAUAUGAUUUGACUACACAGAACCUUAGACACAGGUGUAAACAUGAGGUAGGGAUUGUCCAUCUUCAGUGGGAGCAGGCCUCAGCAGUGGUAGCUACCUGUAAUCUUGGUGGAGUUGUAACUUUGUGGGAUGCUCGCUCAGGAAAAAUGGUUGCAGAAUACCAUGGUCACACAGCAGAGAUCUUAGACUUCAAGCUGAAUCGAGAUGCGUCCAUGGCUGUGACAGCAGGUGGAGACCACAAAGCCAAAGUAUUCUGUCUUCAGAGGCCUGAUCGAUAGGAUGAGUGUCUUUCCAAAUGGAGUGCAAAACCCAGUUAGACUCUUUUCACAGCCCCAGAGAAUGGUCUUACCCUCUACUUGUUUUACAGAGUGAACCCAGCUGCAUCUCGGUUCUACAGACUACAGUUUUUACACAAUUAAAUGUGUGUUGUUGAUUACCAUCAAACUUGUAUGACUGAAUGGCAUCAGAAGCCUAAGACAUCCAGACUGUGAUUUUUGUUUUUGGAUGAGUCCUUCAGAAUUGCUUCAAUGUUUGCUUCCUUAAAUUUCACUUGUGGGUAAAUAAAUCUGAAAUUUCUACCACUUUCCAUGA